CUGUACUAUGUAGAGCUUUGGCCAACUGAAUUGGUAAAGCCAGGAAGACAGAGCUUUGGCCUCUUUUGGCAGCUCCUUUUCCUCUUUCCCACAAUCUCUUCUCCCCCAUCUUCAAUUACUCUUAUUCUCCACCUCUUUUGGCAGCUCCUUUUCCUCUUUCCCACAAUCUCUUCUCCCCCAUCUUCAAUUACUCUUUGUAUUUUCAAAUCCCACCAAAAUAAUUUCUCCAUGGGUGGCUAUCCGAGGCUAUGUGGACGCACGGUGCUUAACUGUUCUUCGCCGGAGAUGGGUCCUACAUCUGAACCCGUAAAUGGCAGGCAACCUCAUCGACAUUCUAUGCCUCCUUUUAAUGCGAGACUUGAUGAAGUUGGCAUACCCAAACCAUCAUUUAAAUGGCGUAGGGUGUUGCUUAAAGUAAGUGGAGAAGCCCUUGCAGGAGAUCAAACACAGAACAUUGAUCCAAAGGUUACAAUGGCCAUUGCAAGGGAGGUUGCAGCUGUAACUCUGCUAGGCAUUGAGGUCGCAAUUGUUGUUGGUGGGGGAAAUAUCUUCCGAGGCUCCUCUUGGGCAGGCAGUAGUGGCCUCAACCACUCAUCAGCUGAUUAUAUUGGAAUGUUGGCAACUGUUAUGAAUGCCAUGUUUCUACAAGCUAUGAUGGAGAGCAUUGGUAUCCCCACUAGAGUCCAGACAGCAUUUCGCAUGUCUGAAGUUGCUGAACCAUACAUACGUAGAAGGGCUGUUAGGCAUUUAGAGAAAGGAAGGGUUGUGAUUUUCGCAGCUGGAACUGGAAACCUUUCUUCAGCAGACACUGCUGCAGCUCUUCGUUGUGCUGAGAUUAAUGCAGAGGUGAUGCUGAAAGCUACGAAUGUUGAUGGGGUAUAUGAUGACAAUCCCAGGCAUAACCCAAAUGUUUCCCUUCUUGAUUGUCUAACUUAUCAAGAUGUGUUGUCGAGGGAUCUUUCGGUGAUGGACAUGACCGCCAUUACUUUGUGCCAAGAAAACAACAUUCCUGUCGUUGUCUUCAAUCUGAAUAAACCGCGUAAUAUCUCCAAAGCGAUCCUGGGAGAGAGGGUUGGCACGCUGAUUGGAGGGACAUGGAAUUCAGCCCCAGCAAGGACUUGAGCAGAAUGGUUCUUAGUCUCAACUGCUAUUGAUUAUGGGCUCGCUGCCUUCUUGGUUACAGUAUGCAAAAUUUUGAGGACUAUUCCGUACUAAAUUGGGAGAAUUUGAGUUUUAGCAUAAGCGUCUCAAUCUUCUGAGGGAGGUGGUGAAAGAGAAAUCUUGAGCAUCCAUGUCCAUUCGACAAUAGGUAUAUUGAUGUUGUCACUGAAAAUAUUCUUGUGAAAUUUUGGCCAUUUAUGGAAAAGCGUUCAUAAUUUUAUAAUGUUUGUAAGAGGUACGGAUGACUCCAGAGUAUCUAUGUGUACUGUAGCCCAUCUUUGAUACGGAACCACCAUUUUUUUACAGCGAAACCAA
Molecule: messenger RNA, 1476 nt
Organism: Rhododendron vialii
Lineage: Eukaryota; Viridiplantae; Streptophyta; Magnoliopsida; Ericales; Ericaceae
Product: uridylate kinase PUMPKIN, chloroplastic-like
Exons: 7
Coding region: 229-1122 (297 amino acids)
Biological process (GO): UDP biosynthetic process
Cellular component (GO): cytoplasm
Molecular function (GO): UMP kinase activity
Source: RefSeq, a predicted model, not a curated record